AUGGUGGGGGCCGGCUCCGCGCCCUCAGCCCUCCUCAGUGACCGCAGCCUGAUUCCACGCCAGGUGGUCCGCCGUGGUGGCGGGAGGGGAGCCCGGAACCCUGCAGAGAUGCUGCUGUGGGUGCUGCUGCUGCCGCUGCCGUGGGCCGGGGCCCUGGCUCAGGAUCCAGGAUUCCAGCUGCAAGUGCCGGAGUCCGUGACGGUGCAGGCGGGCCUGUGUGUCUCCGUGCCCUGCACUGUGUCCUACCCCCAGGAAGGCUGGACCGAGUCUGACCCAGCUCAUGGCUACUGGUUCUGGAAGGGCUCUAACAUUAAGACUGAUCCUCCAGUGGCCACAAACAUCUGGAAUCAUAAAGUGCAGAAGAAGACCCAGGGCCGCUUCUUCCUCCGUGGGGAUCCGCGGAACUCCAACUGCUCCCUGUACAUCAGAGAUGCCAGGGAAUCAGAUAGCGGACAGUACAUUUUUCGGGUAGAAAGAGGUGAUAUGAAAUUUUCUUACACAGCCUAUGUACUCACCGUGCGUGUGACGGCCCUCAACCACACCCCUGACAUCCUCAUCCCGGGGGCCCUGGUUUCUGGCCGCCCCACGAACCUGACCUGCUCUGUGCCCUGUGCCUUUGAGCGGGACAAUCCGCCCACCUUCUUCUGGACGUUGGCCACUAACUCCUCCCUGGUCCCCAGGAACUGCAGCACCUCAGUGCUCACCCUCACACCUCGGCCCCAGGACAACAGAGCCACCCUGACCUGUCAGGUGACCUUGCCUGGGGCCGGAAAGACCCAGAUGAGGACCAUCCACCUCAACGUGUCCUACCCUCCGCAGAGCGUGACUGUAACGGCCUUCCGAGGAAGCGGCACAGCCCCCACGGUCCUGCAGAACGGCUCGUCCCUUCCCGCCGCGGAGGCCCAGCCCCUGCGCCUGGUCUGUGAGGCAGACAGCAACCCCCCUGCCGAGCUGAGCUGGAUGUGGAGGAACUGGACCCUGAGCACUCCGGACCCCAGGGUCCUGGAGGUGCCCGGCGGGCUCCUCAGAGAUGGAGGCAAACUUACCUGCCUGGCACAGAACCCUCAGGGCUCCUUGCACGUCUCCGUGGGCCUCCCUCUGCCGAGAGAGACCGGGCCCGGCGCGGUACUGUGGGCCCUCGGGGGAGCAGGUGUCAGCACUUUGCUUUUCCUGUUCUGUAUCUUGGUCCUCAAAGUGAGGUCCUACAGGAAGAAAGAAGCGAGGGCAAUAGCAGGUCCGGGGAACACAGGCAAUGAGGGUGCAGUUGCUCCGGCGAGGACAGUCUCUCAGGGUCCCCUGGUCGGAUCCCAGCCAGGCAGCCUCGUAGACCAGCCUCCCCCAGCUCUGGCUGUCUCCUCCUUGAAGGAAAAAGAAGAGAUUCAAUAUGCAACCCUGCGGUUUCAACCGGUGAAGCCUCGCGGACAGGAGGAGGUCCCUGAAAAUGAAUACGCCGAGAUCGAGACAUCCACGUGA
This is a messenger RNA of Pteronotus mesoamericanus, 1473 nucleotides long. Its product is annotated as sialic acid-binding Ig-like lectin 13. Gene Ontology annotation, biological process: cell adhesion. Lineage: Eukaryota; Metazoa; Chordata; Mammalia; Chiroptera; Mormoopidae. The coding region runs from base 1 to 1473 and encodes 490 amino acids. The record is from RefSeq and is a predicted model, not a curated record. The transcript has 9 exons. Gene Ontology annotation, molecular function: sialic acid binding. Gene Ontology annotation, cellular component: plasma membrane.